Ostrea edulis (European flat oyster) is the source of this 1580-nucleotide messenger RNA. RefSeq names its product protein draper-like. The transcript is spliced from 10 exons. Gene Ontology annotation, molecular function: scavenger receptor activity. Bases 28 to 1545 code for a protein of 505 amino acids. NCBI's taxonomy places the organism in Eukaryota, Metazoa, Mollusca, Bivalvia, Ostreida, Ostreidae. The record is from RefSeq and is a predicted model, not a curated record.
CUUCCUGGUUGUUUUAAGAAUUCUAACAUGCAGACACUUGUUUUUCUUAUAUUAUUGAGAUUAACUUUGUCCUCAGGAUACCAAAUAAUAUCUCAGAAUAAGGAGACCGAUCAAGCCAAGGAGGUACCCAAAUGUCAAGUCCUUGGAACCUGCCAGCAGUAUCAAUCCAGUCAUGCAGUGGAUGGAUACAUUAAAACGUGUACAAGGACAUCAUCUAUUGGAACUAAUUCCCUAGAUAAAUGGACAUGGUGGCAUGUUGACCUGGAGGAAGUACUCAGCAUCUUCAGCAUCAGAAUACAGUUCAAGGACUAUGGAGAACAAUAUGUUAGGAGACAAAGAGGGCGUGUUGCUGGUUUUUCGCUGUAUGUGUCAAACACAACUAUCAAGGAGGAUGGGUAUCUGUGUUACAAGAACGGACAGGAGUUACCGACCUUGGAUUUCAGUACACCUUGUGUUAAACAUGGACGUUACGUUAUAUUCUACAAUGAAAGACUUGACGGAACAACUUAUCCUACCGGAUAUGAAACAGUCGGAGUUUACACUGAAUUGUGUGAAGUAACUGUAACAGGUUGUAAAGAAUUCGGUGUGUUUGGAUAUAACUGUGAUGUACCCUGCCAAAACAACUGUCAGGAAAUGAGAUGUGACAUUGUCAAUGGAGAGUGUUUGGGUUGUACUGCAGGAUGGGUGGGGGAUUUUUGUAACAAAUCAUGUCCAGCUGGAUAUUACGGUCUACAGUGUGGAUCUACAUGUAUUGGACACUGCAGAGACAACCUGUCCUGUAAUCACAUCACUGGACAAUGUGACUAUGGAUGUGGUAAUGGAUGGACAGGAACACAUUGUAACACACAGUGUCCAGCAGAAUCAUACGGUCCUGAUUGUGUGUAUAACUGUAGUGGACAGUGUCUGAGUUACCUCCCCUGUGAUAGGACAACAGGGAGAUGUGACAGAGGCUGUAAUCCAGGAUAUACCGGAGAACUCUGUGACAAAGUAUGUUCAGUUGGUCGAUACGGACUGAAUUGUUCAGAGAACUGCAGUUCCCGUUGUCGGUUUGAAAGCAAUCAUUGUAACUAUAUAGACGGACAAUGUGAACAGGGAUGUGACGAUGGAUUCCAAGGAAGUAAAUGUGAGAAAACAUGUGACAUAGGAACAUAUGGAAUAAACUGUUCUAAGAAUUGUUCUCAACACUGCCUCGGCUUUUGUGAUAAUGUUGGCGGAUUCUGCACUUGUUCCUCUGGGUGGAUGGAAUCCCCUGGCUGUAGUGAAAAGGCACGUAUUGUUAGUAAUGACGGGUAUAGUACUCCGGAUGCCUACAUCGCAGCCUUGUCUAUCUCACUGGUUAUCAACUUUAGCCUGGUCGUUGUCAUUGUUAUAUUAUUGAGGCUACUCUAUAACAGAAAACAAGAGAAGCGUUUGUCUGACUAUAUCGCUAGUUCCGAAAUAUCACCUCCAUCACAAGUCAGCGAUAACGAUGUACAACAAUAUCAGGAACUCAACAUGUCCAAUGAUAGUUCAUACCAGAAUCUGUCAUUAAGAGAUCGUUUAUAAAAAAGUAUUUUAAAUGAAACUUAUUCUCGUUUUCA